CCUCGGGAACAGUGGUGUCGUGGUUGCUGCUGUGUGGCUUUUCCCGCCGCGCUCGUACUCCCCUCUCGUGACUUACUUCGAGGGCUUAUGGCGGUGGUGGCAUGGGGACGGUUCUUCGCUCGGGCAUGGCUCUGCAGGAGAGCCUGGCAGGGCUGCAGCCGGCAGUACCGCGCCGCGUUUUGCGCCGAGUUGAAGCAGCCCCUGGCCAUUGAGAAAGUCGACCACCGCCCUGUCUGUCCUCACGAGGUCAGAGUUAAUGUCCAUUUCUGUGGAGUUAACUUUGCUGAUAUAUUGGUCUGCCGUGGUCAGUAUCAGGAAGAGCCCCAUCUUCCCUUCACACCUGGAAUGGAGUUUUCUGGGAUAGUAUUGGAGACAGGCACAGAUGUCAGCACAGUGAAAGAGGGGGAUCGGGUUAUUGGUGUGUGUGGCUUUAAUGGUAUGGCUGAAGAAUGCAUCACUGACCAGAAGUCACUGUGGAAGAUUCCAGAAGGGGUCGCCCUCCGAGAAGCUGCUGUCCUGCCUAUAUCUUAUGGGACUGCUGUUUUAGCCCUGGAGCAUCGGGCUCGUACCCAGCCUGGGGAAACCGUCUUAGUGACAGCAGCAGCUGGAGCCACAGGCCUUGCAAUGAUAGACGUGGCAACAAAUGUUCUUCAGGCCAAGGUAAUAGCUGCAGCCGGAAAUGAGCAGAAGUGCAAGCUGGCAAUGCAGAGGGGUGCGCAGUCCAGCGUGAACUACAGUCAGGGCAGCCUGAAGGAGGCAGUGAGGAAGCUGGUGGGCAGUGGUGGGGUGAACGUGGUCAUCGACACCGUGGGAGGAGAUGUCUUCCUGGAGGCUCUCCGCAGCCUGGCCUGGGAGGGCAGGAUUGUGGUGGUGGGGUUUGCUGGAGGAACCAUUGCUUCUGUGCCAGCCAACGUUCUACUCCUGAAGAGUAUCUCUGCCACGGGGAUGUCCUGGGGCCAGUACAAAAACAAGAACUUCUCCCUCUUCUCCAGUAUCCUGUCCUCGGUGCUUCGGUACUGCCAGCAAGGGCGCAUCCAGCCUUACAUUGGAGCGGAGUUUAAGCUGGAGGAGGUCAAUGAUGCCUUCCUUCACGUGACACGGCGCAAAUCCACUGGCAAGGUGCUUCUGUCUCUGAAAUAAAUCCUCACCUCAGCAGCAAACUCAGCUUGUCCAAAUCCAAACUCGCCCUUUUUCCAAGGAACCUGAUUUCCUCCUGAGUUCCUAACGGUACCACCACCUUCCUUACUAAUCCAGCUUUAAAAUCUUAGAGUCACCCUUGAUUCUGUUUUGUUAUUGCUCAUAAUUAGUGUGAUCAUAGUUUAAUGUACAAACUUGAAACCUUUUUAGAGAGAGAUGGUGAUAUUAAGAAUUACACCAGGAACCUCAACAGCAGAAAGACAAAUAACCCAAUUAAAAAAUGGGCAAAGGAUAUGAACAGGCACUUUGCCAAAGAAGACAUUAAGGCGGUUAAGAGACACAUGAGGAAAUGCUCAUGAUCAUUAGCCAUUAGAG
This is a messenger RNA of Trichechus manatus latirostris (Florida manatee), 1512 nucleotides long. Its product is annotated as quinone oxidoreductase-like protein 2. The coding region runs from base 88 to 1140 and encodes 350 amino acids. NCBI's taxonomy places the organism in Eukaryota, Metazoa, Chordata, Mammalia, Sirenia, Trichechidae. Gene Ontology annotation, molecular function: oxidoreductase activity. The record is from RefSeq and is a predicted model, not a curated record. Gene Ontology annotation, cellular component: mitochondrion. The transcript is spliced from 10 exons.